AUGGAAUCACCCAAUGCAAAUAAUCUGGGAUCACCACCAGAAUACAUAUCUCAACCACCACCAAAAUAUGUAUCUAGACCGUCAUCGUCGUCAUCGUCAGUAUCAGAUCAAGAAUCAGAUAUUCACAACCCACCACAAAAAGCCAGCAAUAAUCAAUUAUCGACUUGCUGUUCUGAUUGUUGGUGUAAUUGUUUUAAUAGUUGUUCUGGCACCAAUUGUACUGCUUCUGAUAAAAAUAUUUGUGGCAGCAUACUAGUUGUUUUGUGUUGUGGAACAUCAGUCGGUUAUGCUACUAAUGGUUGA
Molecule: messenger RNA, 303 nt
Organism: Candida dubliniensis CD36
Lineage: Eukaryota; Fungi; Ascomycota; Pichiomycetes; Serinales; Debaryomycetaceae
Exons: 1
Coding region: 1-303 (100 amino acids)
Source: RefSeq, a predicted model, not a curated record